This is a messenger RNA of Xenopus tropicalis (tropical clawed frog), 2476 nucleotides long. It is a transcript of the gene gmfg, whose product is annotated as glia maturation factor, gamma. The record is from RefSeq and is marked provisional. Gene Ontology annotation, biological process: actin filament debranching. Gene Ontology annotation, molecular function: Arp2/3 complex binding; actin binding. NCBI's taxonomy places the organism in Eukaryota, Metazoa, Chordata, Amphibia, Anura, Pipidae.
GCCCUUUCUCUGUUCCUCUCCCUGGCAGCAACAGCAGCUUAACAUCCUGCUGUCAUUUCAGGCAGGGGUACAAGUUUACUCAACAAGAACCUUGCCACUGAGGAGACGCCCUUCAAAAUGUCAGAUUCUUUAGUGGUGUGUGAUGUGGACCCAGAGCUUAAGGAGAAGUUAAGAAAAUUUCGAUUUCGGAAGGAAACCAAUAAUGCAGCCAUUCUGAUGAAGAUAGACAAAGAGAAGCAACUGGUGAUUUUAGAAGAAGAAUAUCAGGAUAUUUCUCCUGAUGAACUACAGAAUGAGCUGCCUGAACGGCAACCAAGGUUCUUGGUGUACAGUUAUAAGUAUGUGCAUGAAGAUGGCAGGAUCUCCUAUCCUCUCUGCUUUAUAUUCUCCAGCCCAGUGGGAUGCAAACCAGAGCAGCAGAUGAUGUAUGCAGGUAGUAAAAACAGACUGGUACAAACUGCUGAGCUUACUAAGGUCUUUGAGAUCAGAAACACAAGUGACCUGACAGAAGACUGGCUAAAAGAACGCUUGGCAUUUUUCCGCUGAUGUGAAGCCAUGGCAGACAUUCCUAUUUUUGGAUGGCCUUACACCUGUUAGGUAUUAUACUUAAUAGCCAACAGGUGGAAGCUGUUAUACUUAAUUACAAAAGAGAAUUUCCAUUGCAUGAUAUCCUUUACCAUGUGGGCUCCUUUCCCUCUAAAGCUUGUGAACUAGCCCUAAAACAGUUAACAGCUGAAAAGCUCAUUCAAAAAACUUCCCAUGCAGUGUUUAUGCUUUGAGUUUCAAUUAUACAGUUCUCAUUUCUAAUAGUUCACAGGAACAGGAAAAGCAAGAAGAGAAAGUUGUGUUUUUGUUGGUGAUUGCUGGCAGCUAAUGUUUUGAGAAAAUGAAUUAAAAGGUAGAAAUUCUUGUUUUUUAGUUGUUUCUAUUUUGAGAGGGAUCAGCCCAUCAUAACACACACAUAUCUGUCAACUUACUACACUUUGAAGCUGCUCAUAAACAAACAGAACACAGAUCGUACUCUGUUACUCAUGAAAGGGCAAGGAAAUGUGUCAUUAAACAGUAGUUCACAUACACAAGCAGAGGCGUGUACUGAUUUCCCUCCUAAGCACCCAAGUAUCCCACGGUCGCUCACUGCACAUGUGCAGAGAUGUUAGUGACAUCAAACAGAGCAUUUCGCAUGCAUGGGAAGACAACACCCAGGGUUGACAUCUCUGCACAAUGGUGCUUUAUAAAUACAGGUAUGGUAUCCAUUAUCCGGAAACCUGUUAUUCAGAAAGCUUUGCAUUACAGGAAGGCCAUCUCCCAUAGACUCCUUUUUCAGCAAAUAAUUCAGAUUUUAUAACACUAUUCCCUUUUUCUCUGUCACAGUACCUGGUACUUGAUCCCAACUAAGAGAUCAUCAAUCCCUAUUAAAGGUAAAACAACCCUAUUGGGUUUAAAUCAUGUUUAAAUUUAAAGUUUUUAGUAGCCUUUAGGUAUGGAGAUCCAAAUUACGGAAAGAUCCCUUAAUGGAAAAACCACAGGUCACCACAGGCUCACUUUUCAGGUGCAUUGAGUGUCCUGAUGCUGCAAUAAUUCCACACCACCUCUGCUCCAUUACAUGUAGGAUGUUGUCUGCAAACUUCCUGUCUUUGCACAAUAUUACCUGGCAAGGCAAGAGCAUGCACAGAGCAAUUGUCUGGAUUUUAAAUAUGGCAGAGAGGGGAAGAGAAGAGGGCAAGUGAUUGUAGAUAUGUUGGCUGCAAUGGAAAGAAAUAAUGCUUGAGGAUUGGGUGAUGAGGAUACAUUUCAUUCAUUUAUUUCAGAGUUGUCAACACCGGGAGUUGUUUUCCCGGGGAAUCGUUGGGCUGCUAACCGGAAGUUUUGUGUGUUGAUGGAAGUGACGUCAUGUACAAUGCUCCAUAUAAUGUCGCUAACGUUCCCUGCACAUGCGCAGUGAGGGACCGGGGGAAUUUAAAUCAUAUUGGGAGACCAGGGAGGGGAAACAUUUUCUGAAAAUUUUUAGGAGGGUUGACACCUCUGUUAUUUAUUUGAAACAGUCACCCAUUGCAAGGGCUAAACUACACAGGAGAUUUUGUAGAAUGGUGUCUAAUUGACAGAUCACAUCCUACAAGUCAGAUGUAGUUGUAUGGGUCAAAAUAUAAUGGGGCUGAUAGAAAAAUCUGAUGUGUAAACUACAUGGAAGCUUUGCUAUCUGAUGCGACACGUCUGUUGGAAGGGAGGGCUGCAUGCUGUGUCUGCAUCCGACAAGAUAAAAUCUCAUGGUGUAUGAAAGACUUUUUUCUCUCAUUGAAAUACAUUAACAGAUGUACAUACAUGGACAGAUGUAGAAGGAAUCUCUUUCUUAUCCGACUUGCAUUAUAUAGUUUUACCACCCAGUCACAUUUAAAGCACAUUGCUACUGUGGGUUUAAAGGGGUUAGUCACCUUUAUGUUAACUUUUAGGAUAUUAAAGAAUGGCUGAUUCUAAGCAA